AUGAUUGAUAGGAUUAUUACACACCAAUGGAACAAUAGUCGUGUAUGUAGUAAAAACAACCAGCCAGGUAUAAUGACUAAGGUCUAUGAAGGUGAGAGAACUAGGACCAGGGAAAACAACUUGCUCGGUAAAUUUGAGCUCACUGGUAUUUGUCCUGCUCCCCGGGGUAUUCCUCAUAUCACAGUGUGCUUUCCAAUUGAUGUUGAUGGCAUAUUGAAUGUUUCUACUGAGGACAAGACUACUAGACAAAAGAACAAGAUCACGAUCAUUAAUGACAAAGGCAGAAUCUCCAAGGAAAAGAUUGAUAAGAUAGUUCAAGAAGCAAAAAAAUACAAAUCUGAGGACGAAGCGCACAAGAAGAAGGUCGAUGCAAAGAAUGCUUUGGAGAACUGUGCGUACAAUAUGAGGAACACCAUAAAGGAUGAGAGGAUCGCAUCCAAACUUCCUAAAGCUGACAAGAAAAAGAUUGAGGAUGCCAUUAAGCAGGUCAUCCAGUGGCUUGAUGCCAACCAGCUUGCUGAGUCUAAUGAACUUGAGGACAAGACGAAAGAGUUGGAGAACAUCUGCAAUCCGAUUAUUUCAAAUAUAUACCAAGGUAUUGGCAGUGACAUCAGUGCGAACAUAGACGAUGAUGGUCCUGCUCCUUGCAGCGGCAGUGGCACUGGUCCUAAGAUUGAAAAGGUAGACUAA
Capsicum annuum is the source of this 690-nucleotide messenger RNA. RefSeq names its product heat shock cognate 70 kDa protein 2-like. Lineage: Eukaryota; Viridiplantae; Streptophyta; Magnoliopsida; Solanales; Solanaceae. Gene Ontology annotation, molecular function: ATP binding; misfolded protein binding; heat shock protein binding. The record is from RefSeq and is a predicted model, not a curated record. Gene Ontology annotation, biological process: protein refolding; cellular response to unfolded protein. Bases 1 to 690 code for a protein of 229 amino acids. Gene Ontology annotation, cellular component: cytoplasm. The transcript is spliced from 2 exons.